Metschnikowia bicuspidata var. bicuspidata NRRL YB-4993 is the source of this 2899-nucleotide messenger RNA. Its product is annotated as putative ATPase. Gene Ontology annotation, cellular component: nucleus. Lineage: Eukaryota; Fungi; Ascomycota; Pichiomycetes; Serinales; Metschnikowiaceae. The record is from RefSeq and is a predicted model, not a curated record. Gene Ontology annotation, molecular function: ATP binding; DNA binding; ATP-dependent chromatin remodeler activity. The transcript has a single exon. Bases 77 to 2734 code for a protein of 885 amino acids.
ACGAUGAUUUCGUGCGCCCACUAAAUUUUAGAUCUCGCCAAGUAUCCACACGUUCUUGAACCUGACGUAAGACGCAAUGCUUCAUGAUAAAGGAGAAGAAGUAGACCUGGAUUAUGGUCUAGAAUCUCUCGUCAAAGGCGAAAAACCUUCGAAGGAGCAGCAACUUUUUAACGCGUUGCCAAUGGAGGCAAAGUUCGAGCGCUUGAACCAACUCGUACAACAGUCACAAAUAUAUUCACAAGUAAUGUUGGAAAACAUGAUGAAAAAAGCUCUGGAAAAAAAUGUUGACCAGAGGAAAGGUUCCAGGAAAAAAACAAGUACCACGUCCAAAUUAGAUGUCGAAUCCGAUGACCUUGAUGAUACGAAGUCACUCGCGAGAAGAGACGAUUCGGGUCUUACUGCACCAAGAGCUUCAAAUUUCAAGAACUUGUCUUUGACAAGAAAUCGUGCAGCCCAGCCCAAGAUUGUAAAAAAACGCAAAAUGACCGGAGAUAUAGAUCUGAAUGCAGAAUUACAAAUAAUGGGUACUCUGCAUACCAUACGAAACAAAAGGAAUUUAGAGUCUGAUCAAGCAGAUCAAAAUCAUCAGCAACCAAUUAUUAUUUCAGGUUGUACCAUGAAAGACUAUCAACUAGAUGGCUUGACAUGGCUCGUGUCUCUAUACGAAAAUGGUCUAAAUGGAAUACUAGCUGAUGAAAUGGGAUUGGGAAAAACCCUACAGUGUAUUGCUCUCUAUGGAUAUUUGAUUGAACAUGGAGUCAAAGGUCCAUUUCUAGUAGUAGCACCUUUAUCAACAGUGGCGAAUUGGUGCAAUGAAUUCGAAAAAUUCGCACCAGGAAUGAGUGUCCUAAAGUAUGUCGGUAAUAAAGAUACGAGGGCAAAGAUUAAAUUCAAUCUGAAGAACCUGAAAUGCAUCGUGGUGACGUCAUAUGAAAUAAUAAUUAGAGACUUUUCGAAGUUUGCGAGGCUCAGUUGGGAAUAUUUAACUGUGGAUGAGGGACAUCGGCUUAAAAACUUUCAGUCAGUGCUCAUUAGGAGCUUAAAGAAGUUACAUGUUGGGAAUAGGCUACUUCUCACGGGAACUCCGUUGCAAAAUAACCUCAAGGAGCUCUGGUCAUUGCUAAACUUCAUUCUUCCCGACAUUUUCCAUGAUUUAGACCUCUUUGAGUCGUGGUUUGAUUUUGAGAAACUUGCAGAUUCAAGUGCUGGUGAAAUUGAGGAAAAAGAAAAAAAAAAGAUCUAUGAUAAGAUCCAAACGGAGUUUGUCAAACAGCUUCACUCCAUUUUAAAGCCAUUUCUUUUGCGAAGAGUGAAAGAAAUUGUUGUCAAAGACUUACCUCCGAAAAAGGAAUAUCUUAUCUAUGCCGAUCUCACACCUAUGCAAAAUUUAUUUUAUCGGGGAGUCACGGAUGGUACGCUUUUCCAUACGAUCGUACAAAUAUAUCUCAAAGAAUACUUGAUUCUUAAUCACAGCCACAUUGUACACGAUGAGGAAGGUUUGAGUCAUGUUGACGAAAUAUUGAGGAAUAGAUUCCGUCCAAUUGAGCUCAAGAAGAGAAAAAGAGUGAUAUAUAAUGAUGAGAUCCAAUCAGACGAGUUCGCAGAAAGUGAAACUGAUGGCGACUCAAACCUGAAUGAAACUCACGACCUUGAAAAAGACAAGAAUUCGAAAUUCAGAUUUGAUGAUGUGCGUGAUGUUGCUUCAUGUUCUGAUUCCAUGAAUAAUUCAAAGGAAUAUAGGAAUAUAGAAGGUUCUCUCCAUGAACUAUUAUCUGAGAAGCUGCCUGAGAAAUUGAUUAACGGUUCUCUACGUGUAAUAGAAGCAUACGUGAAGAACCUUCUGCUACAGAACGGUGUAAUGCAACUUCGCAGUAUUUGUGCUUCACAUUACACAUACUAUGAACCGUUUCCCGUUGAGUGUGCGGGUGAGAGCAGUUAUGACAAGAAAUUGGCCGAUUUGCUCCUUGAAAACUCCGGAAAAUUACAAUUACUAGAACAGAUAACUGACAAACUCUUGGCCAAAAGACAUAAAAUCCUUAUUUUUUCUCAGUUCACACGAGUGUUGGAUCUUAUUGCACUACAUUUCCAACAAAAAGGCAUUAGUUUCAGUCGUCUUGACGGAAGAAUGGACCAGAUAGAUAGAACUAAACAAAUUGAGUUGUUUAGCAAUGGCUCUUCUCAAUUGUUUCUACUUUCCACACGCGCUGGAGGGUUGGGAUUGAACCUAAUUCAGGCAGACACCGUAAUCUUGUUUGACAACGAUUGGAAUCCGCAGAUGGAUCUUCAAGCAAUCGACAGGGUACACCGCAUAGGGCAAACAAGACCAGUUAAGGUGUUUCGAUUUGUCGUCAGAAACUCAAUUGAGGAACUAUUGAUAAUGAGAAGCUUCAGCAAAAGGGCUUUAGAGAAGCUAGUGAUUGAGCUGGGCCAUUUCCAGUUGGGAAAAAUGGCAAAAAAAUUAGCUUCGGAGAACGUGGAUAUGACUGCAAUAAAGUCAUUUGGCAGUAUUUUUGAUUUAGGAAGGCGUUUGAAUGUACACGGACAUGGACCCAAAUUUUUAAACUCAACUCACAUUAAUUCCGUUGUUUUGGGAAAAGCCGAAAAAAGAGGUCAAUUUCUAGAGUCUAAAGAGCUUUACGAGUUACUUGAUCGCAGCCCACAAUGCUAUAAACGAAAGCCCUGUGAUUUCACAAACAUGUCCUCAUUCGAAACAACCAACAAUAUGGACAAAUGAAUAUUUUAGAACCUUUUCCUGAGUUUUGUUGAUGGUAAAAUGACCUGCGGUAGGAGUGACGGGAACCACAACUACGUGAGCCGAAUUGAUAUUUUUACUCGGGCGAAGUCUGAAAUAGUCUACUCUUUUUUAUAAUUUUAAGAAUACAUCAUAAAGCGGUUUUUG